UUGCUUUCUAUUCUCGGCGAUUUUGCAGUAAAACUUUGUCUGGUUUUGAUGUUUUCGUGCUGAUUGAAUGAUAUUUUCUACUAAAUUUCCCUUCUUUUUUCUGGGGUUUGUUCAAAUUUCUUUUCGAAUCGAAGGGUUGAGCGAAAGUUUUCAUUUUUCGGAUGAUUAUUGGCUGAAUGUUUUGCUUAUUUCGUUUCCUGCGGAGCAAUAGCGCGUAUUCCAACUGCAAAUUGUGGAGGCGCGUUAAAACCCUUAGUCCACAAAAUUGCCCCAAAUUAAACGGAGGAAAUGGCGAGUGGAGGAGGCGAGGACCGAGAGAGUUCAAGCUCGGGAGAGGGGUCUGAGGAGCUUAACAAUGUCGAGCGGAAGGGGAACAUAUCGGAGUACGAGAAGCAGCGGUUGUCGAGGAUCGCAGAGAACAAAGCAAGAAUGGAAGCUCUGGGUCUCUCCAAAGCCGCGUCUGGUCUGAUGUGUUUGUCUCCUGGUGGGAGGAAACACAGAGGAAAAGCAAAGUCUGGUGAGGAAGACGACGAUUAUAGGCCAGGUGAAGCUGAUGACGACGACGACGAUGAGGAUGGUGAAUACGAAGAGGACGAUGACAAAGACGAGGAGUUUCUCGGGCAUAUUCGUUCUGGUUCUGGAAAACGAAAGGUGAAGAACAAAGGUGCGGGAUCAAAGAAGAAGAAGAAUGUUUCAUCUAAAAUGAAUGUGGAUAAUGCAAGAGGUUACAUUGAGGAGGACGAUGAUGAGGACAACUUAAGGAAGGCGAUUGAGCUUUCUCUAAAGGAUACUCUAGGAGGAGGUCCGUCCGUUGCUCCGAGCAAGAGGAACAUCGGCGGUAAAGAAUCAGGAAACGGAAAGAAGAAAAAACCGUUUGUGAGCCGGUUGCAGAUGACAGAGGAUGAGCUGAUCAUAUACUUCUACCAGUUCGACGAGGAGGGAAAGGGGUUUGUCACGGUGAGAGAUUUGGCGAAAAUGGCGAUGGUGCAUGAUUUCACGUGGGCAAAAGAGGAGUUGCUAGACAUGAUCCACUGCUAUGACGGUGACAACGAUGGAAAGCUAAGCUUGGAUGAUUUCAAGAAGAUUGUAAAGCGUUGUCGCAUGUUAAAAGAAUCAGAUGGUUAAUGGUGUGGUUAUAUCCUCGGAGGCUGUAAAUCUUGGAUGAUACCUUGUCCAAAACCAACCAAUUCCAAGAAGAUCGGAUGAUACCUUGUCCAAAUCCAAGUUCCAAUCUUGGAUGAUACCCUGUAAUCUGACAUGAUGUACAGAUCUUGAUUUUUUUUUUUAAAUCAGUGCAACAAAUUCAGAAACAACGCUUCCA
Molecule: messenger RNA, 1321 nt
Organism: Tarenaya hassleriana
Lineage: Eukaryota; Viridiplantae; Streptophyta; Magnoliopsida; Brassicales; Cleomaceae
Exons: 7
Coding region: 289-1125 (278 amino acids)
Molecular function (GO): calcium ion binding
Source: RefSeq, a predicted model, not a curated record